This is a messenger RNA of Pongo pygmaeus (Bornean orangutan), 8124 nucleotides long. It is a transcript of the gene STAG1, whose product is annotated as STAG1 cohesin complex component. Gene Ontology annotation, molecular function: chromatin binding. NCBI's taxonomy places the organism in Eukaryota, Metazoa, Chordata, Mammalia, Primates, Hominidae. The transcript has 27 exons. Gene Ontology annotation, cellular component: cohesin complex; chromatin; nucleus. The record is from RefSeq and is a predicted model, not a curated record. Gene Ontology annotation, biological process: sister chromatid cohesion. Bases 2912 to 6109 code for a protein of 1065 amino acids.
AACUUAAUGAGAAGAUUUAAUUAAAAAUUUAAUUAGGAUAAAACAUUCAUUUGAAUAGUUUUUGUUAAAAUUUAUGCCUGUUUUGUUAACUGGCAUUUGAUAGCCUUAAGAAUGAAAAUUGAAAUUUUCUGGCCAGUGUCAUCAAAUGUCUGUCUGAAUGUUUAGUUACUAAUGUACAUCCUUAUUUAUAACUGAAGAAAUUUUAAGAGACCACUAGGCCAAAUUCUUUGGAAAACCCAAGUAAUAAUAGUUGAAAUUCCAAAUUUAUUCUAUUUUUUAAUCGCAUAAUUAUAUUGUUUUAUUGCUCAUUGUUAUUAUAGAUAAGUGGGUAAAUACUUGUUUAUAUACUUGAAACAAUUCUAUCCAUUAGGGUAACAAACAUUCUUCCUGUUCCUAGUGCUAUAAUAACUUAAACAUACUCAAAUAUUAACAUCUUUAAAGUCAGUUCUUAAGGUAGGCUGUAGAUAAUUUGAAGAAGUAACAGAUUAGUUUUCACUUUUGCUUUCUUUUAGACUUAUCAUGACAACUUGUCAACCAACUAUAUUCAUUUUUUUUCUUGACUUUCAGUAACGAGGUAAUUUUCUUAUUUUAGCAAUUGUUCUGUUUUUCCGUCACUGCUUUAACUAUGCCUACCUAAAAUGACUAUUUUUUUCAUUCAUAAUGGAGUGUGUGUAUACUUGUUGGGUGUUCAUAAGUGUAUGUUUAAAUAAUCCCAAAUUACAUCUUUUUUAGUAGCAGUAACUUUGCCUAUAUUCAUCUUACUUAUUAUCAUGACAAACCAGAUUUAGACUCAUUUUUAUUUUGCAUUUAAAUUUUAAUUUCUCAUUUAUCUAAUUUAUUUAAAGCAGCGUUCCUCAGACUUUAGCACACACCAGAAUCGCCUACAGAGCUUGUUCAAACAGAUGGCUGGGCAAGAAGUUCCUAGGCAAUGUUGAUACUGGUGAUUUGGGAACUACACAUUGCAAAUGUCUGCUUUAAAAUUUUGUUAUUUUUUGGCUUAACCUGUUGCCCAGAGCCAAUAAGAUAAUAACUGGAGUUGUGUAUAUGUUUUUACAUUCUUUUUUUCCCAAUUCUCAUUUUUCCCUUACUCAGUUAAUUCAUAUUAAUUCAUAUUAGCGUCUGUUAUUCUGUUAGUUACAGUCCUAACCAAGUGAACAUGAAGCACAGUUUGUUUUUUCUGAGAGUAUUCUUUUCUCAUUAUUAGGAAGAGAGGGAGAUAUUUUACCCAAUUUUAUCUUUUUUCAAAAGAUUAAAAAUAUAAUUUGUUGAAAAAUACCUAUGUAGAACAUACAUCACAUACAGUUCAUACUGUGUUUUGAGAGUAUCUUCUUCCUCAUUAUUAGGAAGAAAAAGAUUUUUUACCCCGUUUAUCUUUUUUAAAAAGUUACUGUAAAAAUACUGUUUAUUAUUCCAACAGUUAUAUAAUGUUAUACCUUUUUUUUCUAAUUCCCCAACCUUUAGUAGUAUCCUCUGCAUUUGGUCGUUGCUUUUUUUCUUUUCUUUAUAUUUUCUAUUCCUUUUCAUCUUACUUCUUUCUGUGUACAGUAAUGCCCAUUUACCUGGUUGUGACAUGCAUAGGAAAUUCAGCAAUUUGGAAAAAAAAAAAAACUUGAAAAUAAAGUAGAAAUUGCUUGUAAAUAACCAAUUUUGCUGUCAUAAGAAUUAACGAAUUUACUUUUAUACAGAAGUUAUUAUCUGGGUUUCCCAAGGCCAAGAGAGAAAGAGAAGCAAUAAGUUAAUUGAGGGCCGAUAGUAUUGUGAAAUGACCAUUUAAAACAAGAAGACACAAAAAUUAGUUUACAGUUCUCAAUAUAGAGCACAAUCUUUGGCUUCUCUGUAGGGGCAAGCUACCUUUCUUUAAUCUAGAAACUUGUGUGCAUUCUGUUUAAAAGAUUAAUUGUAUGCCAUUUACUCUAAGAACAUAAGAGGAGUGCUAUUUUAUAGAAAUAUGCAGAAUAUUUUGACUCUUAAAACAUUGUUUUAAUUUUGUGAACAAUGCACUUUAACUCAUUUGCAUUUGUCCUUCACUGCCAUGUAAAUGCAGUAUUACUGUAUUUUACUACCUUUUUGAUGGUCCAUUUCAGCUCUCCUUUUCAUUUGCUCAUUUUUAGUAACUUUCAUUGUACUGUUUUCUCUAUACUUAUCCCUUUGGUUAUCUCCAUCUGCUAAUCUUAUAUAUGUUUAAAUAUAUUUUCAUUAUGGCUUUCUUCCUAUUCCUUUUGAAUUGAGUGUCUCCUGCCUCCCCCAUUGCCUUUCUGUGUCUCUUUUCCACUAUCUACCUGCGUUCAUCAUAACCUUUAAAACUACUUGAUGAAUGUGAUUUUGUUUUCACCUAUGUUCUUUUUAUAUUAAUAUCAUCAUGUAGCCUAUUUAAAUUCGAAAUUAUUUUUCAAAAUCAGAUAUCAACAAAACAAAGUAAACAACAUAUGUUUAUACAGAAUUUUCAAAGGAUAAAACUUUUCAGUUCUCUCAAUUUACUUUAGCGUAUUACUGUAAUUCCCAUGUGUCUACACUAAUUAAUGGUUAUAUCUUCCAAGGCUCACUUGUAUAAAAUGUGAGACAUAGCAGUCACCUACCCUUCAACAAAGCACAGAGGGCUUGCUGAGAACUUAAUUCCAGGCUGGACAACAAUUAUCCAUCUUUUCAAGGACAUUUUGUUCUCAUCUUUGCCCUCUUCUUAUUUUUAAUGGUAUAUGUACGAAGAAUAGAUUAAAAGAUAAUCAUUUUUAUUCACUUUGCAGGACAAGUCUUGGGGACUAGAUAAAAUGGGCAGGAACAUUUAAUCCUCUGCUUCAAAGACUAUGUGCAUGGACAGUUACAAGGCAGUUAUGGCCAGAUAUGAUUAUCGGCUUUGGAAUAAAAUGCUCCUUGACAUUGCUUAAAUCUUAGCUGAGAAGAGAGACAAUCAGCCAUGAAGCUCAUGACUGCUCUGGUGAAUGUUGCCUUAAACCUCAGUAUUCAUCAGGAUAAUACCCAGAGACAAUAUGAAGCCGAGAGAAAUAAAAUGAUUGGGAAGAGAGCCAAUGAAAGGUUGGAGUUACUACUUCAGAAACGCAAAGAGCUGCAAGAAAAUCAGGAUGAAAUCGAAAAUAUGAUGAACUCUAUUUUUAAGGGUAUAUUUGUUCAUAGAUACCGUGAUGCUAUUGCUGAGAUUAGAGCCAUUUGUAUUGAAGAAAUUGGAGUAUGGAUGAAAAUGUAUAGUGAUGCCUUCCUAAAUGACAGUUACCUAAAAUAUGUUGGCUGGACUCUUCAUGACAGGCAAGGGGAAGUCAGGCUGAAGUGUUUGAAAGCUCUGCAGAGUCUAUAUACCAAUAGAGAAUUAUUCCCCAAAUUGGAACUAUUCACUAACCGAUUCAAGGAUCGCAUUGUAUCAAUGACACUUGAUAAAGAAUAUGAUGUUGCUGUGGAAGCUAUUCGAUUGGUUACUCUGAUACUUCAUGGAAGUGAAGAAGCCCUUUCCAAUGAAGACUGUGAAAAUGUUUACCACUUGGUGUACUCGGCACAUCGCCCUGUUGCUGUGGCAGCUGGAGAGUUCCUUCACAAAAAGCUAUUUAGCAGACAUGACCCACAAGCAGAAGAAGCAUUAGCAAAGAGGAGGGGAAGAAACAGCCCGAAUGGAAACCUCAUUAGGAUGCUGGUUCUUUUCUUUCUUGAAAGUGAGUUACAUGAACAUGCAGCCUACUUGGUGGACAGUUUAUGGGAGAGCUCUCAAGAACUGUUGAAAGACUGGGAAUGUAUGACAGAGUUGCUAUUAGAAGAACCUGUUCAAGGAGAGGAAGCAAUGUCUGAUCGUCAAGAGAGUGCUCUUAUAGAGCUAAUGGUUUGUACAAUUCGUCAAGCUGCUGAGGCACAUCCUCCAGUGGGAAGGGGUACCGGCAAGAGAGUGCUAACUGCCAAAGAAAGGAAAACUCAAAUUGAUGAUAGAAACAAAUUGACUGAACAUUUUAUUAUUACACUUCCUAUGUUACUGUCAAAGUAUUCUGCAGAUGCAGAGAAGGUAGCAAACUUGCUACAAAUCCCACAGUAUUUUGAUUUAGAAAUCUACAGCACAGGUAGAAUGGAAAAGCAUCUGGAUGCUUUAUUAAAACAGAUUAAGUUUGUUGUGGAGAAACAUGUAGAAUCAGAUGUUCUAGAAGCCUGCAGUAAAACCUAUAGCAUCUUAUGCAGUGAAGAAUAUACCAUCCAGAACAGAGUUGACAUAGCUCGAAGCCAGCUGAUUGAUGAGUUUGUAGAUCGAUUCAAUCAUUCUGUGGAAGACCUAUUGCAAGAGGGAGAAGAAGCUGAUGAUGAUGAUAUUUACAAUGUUCUUUCUACAUUAAAGCGGUUAACUUCUUUUCACAAUGCACAUGAUCUCACAAAAUGGGAUCUCUUUGGUAAUUGCUACAGAUUAUUGAAGACUGGAAUUGAACAUGGAGCCAUGCCGGAACAGAUAGUCGUGCAAGCACUGCAGUGUUCCCAUUAUUCGAUUCUUUGGCAGUUGGUGAAAAUUACUGAUGGUUCUCCUUCCAAAGAGGAUUUGUUGGUAUUGAGGAAAACGGUGAAAUCCUUUUUGGCUGUUUGCCAGCAGUGCCUGUCUAAUGUUAAUACUCCAGUGAAAGAACAGGCUUUCAUGUUACUCUGUGAUCUUCUGAUGAUUUUCAGCCACCAAUUAAUGACAGGUGGCAGAGAGGGCCUUCAGCCUUUGGUGUUUAAUCCAGAUACUGGACUCCAGUCUGAACUCCUCAGUUUUGUGAUGGAUCACGUUUUUAUUGACCAAGACGAGGAGAACCAGAGCAUGGAGGGUGAUGAAGAAGAUGAAGCUAAUAAAAUUGAGGCCUUACAUAAAAGAAGGAAUCUACUUGCUGCUUUCAGCAAACUUAUCAUUUAUGACAUUGUUGACAUGCAUGCAGCUGCAGACAUCUUCAAACACUACAUGAAGUAUUACAAUGACUAUGGUGAUAUUAUUAAGGAAACACUGAGUAAAACCAGGCAGAUUGAUAAAAUUCAGUGUGCCAAGACUCUCAUUCUCAGUUUGCAACAGUUAUUUAAUGAACUUGUUCAAGAGCAAGGUCCCAACCUAGAUAGGACAUCUGCCCAUGUCAGUGGCAUUAAAGAACUGGCACGUCGCUUUGCCCUUACAUUUGGAUUGGACCAGAUUAAGACACGAGAAGCAGUUGCCACACUUCACAAGGAUGGCAUAGAGUUUGCAUUUAAAUACCAAAAUCAGAAAGGACAAGAGUAUCCACCUCCUAAUCUGGCUUUUCUUGAAGUACUAAGUGAAUUUUCUUCUAAACUUCUUCGACAGGACAAAAAGACAGUUCAUUCAUACCUAGAGAAAUUCCUUACCGAGCAGAUGAUGGAAAGGAGGGAAGAUGUAUGGCUUCCACUCAUCUCCUAUAGAAAUUCAUUAGUCACUGGAGGUGAAGAUGAUAGAAUGUCUGUGAACAGUGGAAGUAGCAGCAGCAAAACCUCAUCAGUAAGGAAUAAGAAAGGACGACCUCCACUUCAUAAAAAACGAGUAGAAGAUGAGAGUCUGGAUAACACAUGGCUAAACAGGACUGACACCAUGAUUCAGACUCCUGGCCCCCUGGCAGCACCACAACUCACAUCCACUGUACUGCGGGAGAACAGCCGUCCCAUGGGAGACCAGAUUCAAGAACCUGAGUCUGAACAUGGUUCUGAACCAGACUUUUUACACAAUCCUCAGAUGCAGAUCUCUUGGUUAGGCCAGCCGAAGUUAGAAGACUUAAAUCGGAAGGACAGAACAGGAAUGAACUACAUGAAAGUGAGAACUGGAGUGAGGCAUGCUGUUCGGGGUCUAAUGGAGGAAGAUGCUGAGCCCAUCUUUGAAGAUGUGAUGAUGUCAUCCCGAAGCCAGUUAGAAGAUAUGAAUGAAGAAUUUGAGGACACCAUGGUUAUUGAUCUGCCUCCAUCAAGAAAUCGGCGAGAGCGAGCUGAGCUAAGGCCAGACUUCUUUGACUCUGCAGCUAUCAUAGAAGAUGAUUCAGUAAAUGUCAAAUUAUUACUGCUUUUUAUUUAUGGUUCCUGGGUCCUGUUUAUGCAUGAAAUUAAUAAUUAUGUUUCUCAUCAUUUUUCUAGGGAUUUGGAAUGCCUAUGUUCUGAAGUCUGAAGAAAAUUUACAAAUCUGGAACUCUAUUAUUUAGAGCUAGAGGCCUAUAUACUGUGAUAGCUUGUAUGGGGAAAAACACUUUUGACGUGAUCUGAUUUGUUUUUUAAUCAAAUGAUUAAGGUCAAUCCCUUUUUGCAAUGACGGAAGAGGAGCAUGUAAAUUACCCAAGGGAAUGUUGGUGAAUGUCAACUCAGAAAGACUGACCUGAAAAUCAUUUGUGUCCUGCUAUUGGACUUAUCCCAAUACAGAUGUGUGUGUUUUUCUGGAGGGAGGAAGAAAUUUUAAAUUUUUAAAACAGCUGUCAAGAUAAACACUGUUAUACACCUGUUUUAUGAAAACUCAACAUUGAGUAAAAAAAAAAAAAUAUUUUUAACUUUAUUUUCCUGUUGUACAAUUUAAAAACCGUUUUAACAUUUUGCCUUUUUAUGUUUUAAAAGCUAACCAUUUUUAUUAAACCUAUGAGUAAGCAGCUCAUCCUAAUUGCCGAAGAGUGUUUUGGAGUUCACUGGAUUUGGUUGACCUUUGUGGAACACAAAUAAUGAAGGAGCAGAACAUUGACAAGCUAAGAUGAAUUUCUGACAUAGUGCAUCUCUGCCAAAAACCACACACCCUCUGUGGAUAUGGAUAUGAAUUCCCAGAUUUUAUAUACUCUUGAAUAAAAAGGUUUAUUUUUAUUUAUAAGUGGGCAUAAAAUAAGAAAUGUCCAUGCAGCCAUUUUUCCAACAGAUGCUGUACACCGUUCAUUUUAUAUAGACUAGGGAGAUUCAAAUACAGUGCAUUUUCUAUUGGUAUUUGUUCUGUGCAUUUUUAGCAACUUCUACCAGCAAAUAAAGUAUUCUCAGUAAAACGAAAAUGAUUCUCAAGUUAUCAGUUUGCUGUUUUUACCACUUAUUUCAUGCCCUGCCAAAUUCAAGUUACACAGACUUCCAUUUUCUUAAGAUAAUCAUGAAGAAAUCCUUUAUCAUUCAGAAGUAAUUUUAAGUGUAACAUAACUGUGUCUACUUCCCAUGCACUUAAUACCCUUAUGCGCUAAUUUUGUGAAUUAAGUUUACUGAUGAUUAUAGAAGUAUGUGCUGCAUAGAAGUCUGUGCUUAGAGGGUGAAGUUCCUAAGCUUACCUUGAAUUACAGCUACAUUUCAGUGUUAAAUGUGCAUAUUAAGAAUAAUUCUUUUGGGGAAAGAAAUUAUGAAUCUUCAGGACAGUCUACAAUGGUUUAGAGUUACAUUCUGCCUAGACUUUUAUGACUUGCUGCUAUUGUUUUAAAAACCCCACUUAGUUUCUUCCUUUCUGAUUUCUAAAGUAAAGUAAGCCUCAGAAUUUCCAAACCAAUCCAUCCACAGCUGUUUCUGGGCUGGUUUUUAAAGUAGCUGCAACAGAAUCAUGAGGCUUUCCCUUUUUAUCAAAUACAAAAAACAUUUUUAAAAAUUCUGCACACCCAGUGAUCAUCUUUUGUGCAGGAAAGCAAGAUGGAUGAUUUUAUUCAUCCUUUUAGUAAAGACACAAAACAGAUUUUUCUCAACAUUUGUACAGUUGUGAAAAAAACCUGGUCACCAAAAAUAUUUUCUCUGCUAAUUCAGCAAUUCUUGGGCUCCAGUUAGUUAGGGGAGCUGGGGCCUCACUUUCUCCCAGAAUUGUGGGCUUCACUGGAAGUGAAGGUGCAGGAAUAACUGGACUGUCCACCCCAGCCCUGCCUACCUGUGGUUUUGGCCCGGGAGCAAGCCAUGAGGUGCCCUGCCACAUGCACAAAUUGAUCCUUUGCGUGACAGUCUUGUAUGGAAAACAGAUGCUGACAGAAUUGUAGACUACCAUGCCACACAAAAAGGCUAAAUAUCUACUCCAAUGGAUUUCCAGUUCAGUUUGAAGUCAAUCAAAUUUUUGUAUUUUCGGUGUCUCCUUGAUUGGUUUUGCUAGUAAUUAAUUCUGUAAAUUGUACAUUUGCAAUAUGAGGUUUUUUUUCCUUUUGUACAAUUUGAAACUGAUGCUUCACCUUUCCUUUAAUAAACUAUUCAAAAUCA